AUGAGAAAGUCAUUCAACCCAGCACAAGACAUUGGAAGCCUCGAAGGCAAAGUCAUCCUCGUCACAGGCGGCAACGCCGGCCUAGGCAAACAAACAAUCGCCUACCUCUCCGCCCACAACCCGGCCCGCAUCUACCUCGCCGCGCGCUCCGAAUCCAAAGCCCGCGAAGCCGUAACCUCGAUCAAAUCCUCCGUCCCCAAUGCCUGCGAAAUCGUCCACCUGCCCCUUGAUCUAACCUCCUUCACCUCCAUCGCCGAAGCCGCGUCAACCUUCAAAGCGCGCGAAUCCCGUCUCGAUAUCCUCGUCAACAACGCAGGUAUCAUGGCGACGCCGUAUAGUACCACGAAAGAAGGGUACGAGAUACAAUUCGGCACGAACCACAUGGGCCACGCGCUGCUUACCAAACUGCUGCUACCAACGCUGUUGGACACGGCGAAACUACCCGGCGCAGACGUUCGGGUAGUGAAUCUGAGUAGUCGGGGGCAUCUUCUCGCCGUGUCCAAGGGCAUAGAAUUUAACCAAGCGGCGCUUGAACAGGAGAGUUCGUGGCGCCGCUACGGGUCGUCGAAACUGGCUAAUGUGCUUUUCGCCCGCGAGCUGGCCGAGCAGUACCCGCAGAUUACGAGUGUCUCGUUGCAUCCGGGUGUUAUUCUCACGGAUCUGUUCAACGCCGUACGCGCGAAUGUGUUUUUGAAGGUCGGAUUGUGGGUGUAUGGCUUUUUGGGCUUGUUUUUACCCGGCCAUUAUAGGAGUCCAGAGGGGGGCGCGUUGAAUACUACGUGGUGUGCGACGGUGAGCAGGGAGGAGUUGGAGAAUGGCGCGUAUUAUAUGCCGGUGGGGGUCAAGGAUGCGGGGAGUAAGUGGGUGAGGGAUGAGGGGUUGAGGAAGAAGUUGUGGGAGUGGACGGAGGGGGAGUUUGUGAAGCAUGGGUAUUAG
Messenger RNA from Pyrenophora tritici-repentis Pt-1C-BFP, 936 nucleotides. RefSeq names its product FabG, Dehydrogenase with different specificities (related to short-chain alcohol dehydrogenase). Lineage: Eukaryota; Fungi; Ascomycota; Dothideomycetes; Pleosporales; Pleosporaceae. The record is from RefSeq and is a predicted model, not a curated record.